Molecule: messenger RNA, 743 nt
Organism: Python bivittatus (Burmese python)
Lineage: Eukaryota; Metazoa; Chordata; Lepidosauria; Squamata; Pythonidae
Gene: RPL18
Product: ribosomal protein L18
Biological process (GO): translation
Cellular component (GO): cytosolic large ribosomal subunit; ribosome
Molecular function (GO): structural constituent of ribosome; RNA binding
Source: RefSeq, a predicted model, not a curated record
GAGGCAAAGUUCCCCGUUUCCCUUUCCCGGUCUCAUCCUUUCUUUCCCAUAGUUCUUCGCGCGUCUGCGGCCUCUUCCGGUCCCUUUUUUAUUCCGGCGCUGCCGACGCCACCAUGGGAAUUGAUAUUCGCCACAACAAGGACCGUAAGGUUCGGCGUAAGGAGCCCAAGAGUCAAGAUAUUUAUCUUCGCCUCUUAGUCAAGCUCUACAGAUUCCUUGCUCGCCGGACCAAUGCCAAAUUCAACAAGGUGAUACUCAAACGGCUAUUCAUGAGCCGUACCAACCGGCCUCCAUUGUCUGUGUCCCGCUUGAUCCGUAAAAUGAAGCUCCAAGGCCGGGAAAACAAAACCGCUGUUGUGGUGGGUACAGUGACGGAUGAUGUUCGCAUCCAGGAAAUUCCCAAACUGAAGAUUUGUGCCCUCAGAGUCACACAGGGAGCCCGUCGGCGCAUCCUGAAAGCUGGAGGCCAGAUCAUGACUUUUGACCAGUUAGCCAUGGCUGCCCCUAAGGGCCAGGGAACUGUUUUGCUUUCUGGACCCAGAAAGGCUCGCCAAGUUUAUCGGCAUUUUGGCAAGGCUCCUGGCACCCCACACAGCCAUACUAAGCCAUAUGUCCGAUCCAAGGGGCGUAAAUUUGAACGAGCUCGAGGUCGCCGUGCCAGUCGAGGCUACAAAAACUAGACAGUUUCAUGAGAAAGUGAAGGCCAACAUGUAUGGAUUAAAGUUUUUUUUCCCUCAAAUUAA